This is a messenger RNA of Harpia harpyja (harpy eagle), 3026 nucleotides long. RefSeq names its product leucine rich repeat and Ig domain containing 1 (gene LINGO1). NCBI's taxonomy places the organism in Eukaryota, Metazoa, Chordata, Aves, Accipitriformes, Accipitridae. Gene Ontology annotation, molecular function: protein binding. The coding region runs from base 735 to 2576 and encodes 613 amino acids. Gene Ontology annotation, cellular component: extracellular matrix. The transcript has 6 exons. The record is from RefSeq and is a predicted model, not a curated record.
GAGCCUUGAGCCGCGUUCGGCGAGGCGGGGGGGGCCCGGCAACAACCGUAAGCCCCGGGGUAUGCCCCCGCCGCCCCGCCGCCGGAGCCGGGGUGUGGGGAAGCGGGAGAGGAAAAGCGGGGAGCCGAGAGGAGAGCGGCGGGGAGCGGGGCGAGGGAGCCCGGCCGAGCCCCGAACGGCGGAGGAUGCGCCGAGCCCCGCGGAGCCGAAGCCAGCUGCAGCGCGGAGCGUCUCGCCCGGCCCCCGCAGCCCCCUGCACCUGGGAGCCAUGAGCUGCCCUCAGCACCCGCAGAGCCACCGGAGCAGCCCCCCGGCCGCAGCCCCCCGGCCCUGCUAGGCUUCCCCGCUCCCCCAGGAAGGUGCCCGUCGCUGGCAAGGAGAACCGGCUGCACCCGCGCCCAGCCUCUCCUAUCCCUCCCAAGGUUCCUUGCUUCGCCAGCAGGUGCUUGCAAGAUUUCAGCUCCGGGCUGUGUGUCCAGGGCUGAGUGAGGUGCCCUGCUGCGCUGCAUUGGGUCCCAUGAGACAGGCAGGACCACCCUGUUCUUCCCACCCGGGGCUGCAGCACCCCCCUCUGCCUCUGCUGCACAGGAAGCCCCUCCAGCACCCGAAGCAAAGCUGCAGAGGUCUGCUGCCACGUGCAUGAGUGGAAAGCAGAGGAGAGGCCAAAGCCCAGCGUGCCCCUGGCAUCUGAUCCCCCAGCAUCCUGCCUUCAUCUGACCUGGGUGAGAGAUAGGAUGGUAGCUGGGGAGGCGAGUAUGCGCAGCCCAAUCCUGGCCUGCUGGCAGCCGAUUCUCCUCCUGAUGCUGGGAUCCAUCCUGUCCGGCUCCGCCACGGGCUGCCCGCCGCGCUGCGAGUGCUCUGCCCAGGAGCGUGCUGUCCUAUGCCACCGGAAGCGAUUCAUGGUCGUGCCGGAGGGGAUCCCAACCGAGACCAGGCUGCUGGACCUGGGCAAGAACCGCAUCAAGACGCUCAACCAGGAUGAAUUUGCCAACUACCCUCACCUAGAGGAGCUGGAGCUAAAUGAGAACAUUAUCAGUGCCAUUGAACCUGGGGCUUUCAACAACCUCUUCAACCUCAGGACGCUGGGGCUCAGGAGUAACAGACUCAAGCUGAUCCCCUUGGGGGUGUUUACCGGACUCAGCAACCUUACCAAGCUAGACAUUAGUGAGAACAAAAUUGUGAUCCUCCUAGACUACAUGUUCCAGGACUUGUACAACCUGAAGUCUUUGGAGGUGGGGGACAAUGACCUUGUCUACAUCUCCCACCGGGCCUUCAGCGGCCUCAACAGCCUGGAGCAGCUGACCCUGGAGAAAUGCAACCUGACCUCCAUCCCCACGGAGGCCCUGUCUCACCUUCACGGCUUGAUCGUGCUGCGGCUGCGCCAUCUGAACAUCAACACCAUCCGGGAUUACUCGUUCAAGAGGCUGUACCGGCUCAAGGUCCUCGAGAUCUCACACUGGCCCUACCUGGAUACUAUGACGUCCAACUGCCUCUAUGGGCUGAACCUGACCUCCUUGUCCAUCACCCACUGCAACCUGACGUCCAUCCCGUAUGUGUCGGUGAGGCACUUGGUUUACCUCCGGUUCCUGAACCUGUCCUACAACCCCAUUGUCACCAUCGAGGGCUCCAUGCUCCAUGACCUGCUCAGGCUGCAGGAGAUCCAGCUGGUGGGAGGGCAGCUCACCACGGUCGAGCCCUUCGCCUUCCGCGGCCUCAAUUACCUGCGCAUCCUGAACGUGUCCGGGAAUUUGCUGACCACCCUGGAGGAGUCAGCCUUCCACUCGGUGGGCAACCUGGAGACGCUCAUCCUUGACAACAACCCCUUAGCCUGCGACUGUCGGCUGCUCUGGGUUUUCCGGCGGCGAUGGAGACUGAACUUCAACAAGCAGCAGCCCACCUGCUCCACCCCCGAGUUCGUCCAGGGCAAGGAGUUCAAAGACUUCCCCGACGUCCUCCUGCCCAACUACUUCACCUGCCGCCGAGCACGGAUACGGGACCGCAAACCUCAGCAGAUCUUCGUGGACGAAGGCCACACGGUCCAUUUUGUCUGCCGGGCAGAUGGGGACCCGCCCCCCACCAUCAUGUGGCUCUCUCCCCGGAAGCACCUCAUCUCUACCAAAACCAACGGGCGGCUCACUGUCUUCCCUGACGGCACGCUGGAGGUGCGCUACGCCCAGAUCCAGGACAAUGGCACCUACCUAUGCAUCGCCAGCAACGCGGGUGGCAACGACACCAUGCUGGCCCACCUGCACGUGCGCAGCUACUCCCCAGACUGGCCCCACCAGCCCAACAAGACCUUCGCGUUCAUCUCCAACCAGCCCAACGAGAGCGAUGCCAACAGCACGCGCGCCACCGUGCCUUUCCCCUUUGACAUCAAGACUCUCAUCAUCGCCACCACCAUGGGCUUCAUUUCCUUCCUGGGCGUCGUGCUCUUCUGUCUGGUGCUCCUCUUCCUGUGGAGCCGGGGGAAAGGCAACACCAAGCACAACAUUGAAAUCGAGUACGUGCCACGCAAGUCCGACGCGGGCAUCAGCUCUGCCGAUGCGCCGCGCAAGUUCAACAUGAAAAUGAUUUAACCAGGCAACAAUUUGCAAAUAAUAAUGGUGGUUGUUUUUUUUUUAAAAAAAGAACAAAUGAACAAAUAAAAAAUAAUUAAAAAACAAACAUUGCUACAAACAUACCGACCUCUGUCCUUCCACCACGCCCUCUGUCCCUGUCCAAACCCACUGCACCCGCACUGUCACCACCUCUUUCUCCUCCUCCUCUUCUUUAUACCAGGAAAACAUUCAGCUGAUGUCUUCAGGACUCCUGUGUUUGUAAGGACUUUGUCUGAUGGACUCUGGUGUCAGAUAUAACUGAGAGGGAAAAGCAACAGAGGGGGGAAAAAAAAGAAAGAAAAAAGAAAUAAAAUCAAUAAAAAGUUACGAACUUUCUUCUGUAACUUUGAUUUCAAUAAUUAUGGAUUUUUAUGAAAACUUGAAAUAAUAAAAAAAACCCUAUUUCCUAUAGAUAGUUGGAAUGCAAAA